Melanotaenia boesemani (Boeseman's rainbowfish) is the source of this 3400-nucleotide messenger RNA. RefSeq names its product methylenetetrahydrofolate dehydrogenase (NADP+ dependent) 1 like (gene mthfd1l). Gene Ontology annotation, biological process: tetrahydrofolate interconversion. The transcript has 29 exons. The coding region runs from base 80 to 2992 and encodes 970 amino acids. Lineage: Eukaryota; Metazoa; Chordata; Actinopteri; Atheriniformes; Melanotaeniidae. Gene Ontology annotation, molecular function: formate-tetrahydrofolate ligase activity; methylenetetrahydrofolate dehydrogenase (NADP+) activity; ATP binding. Gene Ontology annotation, cellular component: cytosol. The record is from RefSeq and is a predicted model, not a curated record.
GACUUGUGGAAUGAAGUCCGGUCGGUUUGGCCUUGCAGUGACGCUGCAUCCCAACAGCGUUGACUGAGUAGAGAAGACUAUGAAGCUGGCUACGAUUCGCAGUGCUUGUGGGAGUCUUCGGGUGCAUGGAGCUCGUCCAGGAAACAGAUUCAGCGAUCUACCGCGGAGAUGUCUCCCAGUUGGAUUUACCAAAAAGUCAUGUAUCCUCCGGAUGGUAAGCGCUGCUACUAGCAGCGGCACUAACCCGAAAUAUACCGUUAUCUUCGGAAAGGAGUCCCAAGAGGAAGUUUGGUCUGAAUACGACAGUUCUGUAUGGGAAGUGGUUCAGAGCACCAAAGAGGCAUUGGCAACUCUAGAGGGAAGAAAUCCAGAAAUCCAACCUCUGUUAGCUAUUCUACAGGCAGGUGACGAUGACGGUAUCUUGGAUAUCAAUAAGAAAGUGGUAGAAAAGAUUGGCUUAAAUGUGACUCAGAUUUGUCUGGCAAAGGAGUGCACUGAAGAUGAAAUCGUAGAGCAGCUGCUGAAGCUGAACCAUGACCCCAGGGUGCACGGCGUCUACCUCCACCUCCCCCCAACUUCCCUCACCAGCCGAGUCCUCAACACGCUCAAACCUGAAAAGAAUGUUGAUGGCAUGUCAGAUUUGAAUAUGGGCCGCCUGCUGCGAGGGGACCUGAGCAAAGGUUUUGCGCCACCUGUAGCUUGUGCUGUUUUGGAUCUUCUGGGGAAACAUGAUGCUCCUUUGGAAGGAAAAACUGUCCUGCUGGUUGGAGGAGAAGGACCCCUCCGAUUGGCCCUGCAAUGUCUGAUUGAAAGAAGUGGGAUGACAGCUCAGAGUUGUCAUUGGAACACCAAGACCCUGCAGACUCAGAUGAUGCAGGCAGAUGCUGUGGUGCUGUUGAGUGCAGGAAAUAUAGAUGUUCCACCUACCUGGGUGAGACCAGGGGCUGCUGUCAUUCGCUGUGAGCCCACCACAGGGCCAAACGAGCGUGCCUCAAGAUCUGGAUUAGGAUACCUCACAGCAGCUUACAGAGCACAGAAUGUGGUCCAGAGCUGCAGCUGGUGGCUUCAAGAUCAGCAGUACAAACCCUGGCACCUGCGCAGCCUCAAACUACAACCCCUGACCCCUGUACCAAGUGAUAUAGAGAUAUCCAGAGCUCAGACACCCAAACCAGUUGAUCAACUGGCUGAGGAAAUUGGUUUGCUUCCAGAGGAGCUCGAAGCCUACGGCAGGAGCAAAGCUAAGGUUCGACUCUCUCUAUUGGACCGCCUCCACUCGCAGCCUGACGGCAAAUAUGUGCUAGUUGCUGGUAUAACUCCCACUCCACUGGGUGAGGGUAAGAGCACAGUGACGAUCGGCCUGGUCCAGGCGAUGUCAGCCCACCUGAAGCUCAACUCUUUUGCUUGCCUCCGGCAGCCUUCCCAGGGACCCACCUUUGGGGUUAAAGGGGGAGCUGCAGGAGGGGGAUAUGCCCAGGUCAUCCCUAUGGAGGAGUUUAAUCUUCAUUUGACGGGUGACAUUCACGCCAUCACAGCAGCCAAUAACUUGGUGGCAGCGGCCAUCGAUGCCAGAAUGCUCCAUGAGGCGACACAAUCAGACAAGGCCCUGUUCAAAAGACUGGUCCCUUCAGUGAAUGGAGUCAGGCAAUUCUCCCCCAUCCAAAUCUCCAGGCUACAUCGUCUCGGCAUCAGUAAAACAGACCCUGCAUCUCUCUCACCGCAAGAAGUCAGCUCCUUUGUACGUCUUGAUCUUGAUCCUUCCAAGAUCACCUGGCAGAGAGUUGUUGAUACAAAUGACCGUUUUUUGAGGAAGAUCACGGUAGGACAGGCGAGCACUGAAAAAGGACGGAUCAGAGAGACUGGGUUUGAUAUUGCAGUGGCCAGUGAGAUCAUGGCCAUCCUAGCUCUAGCAGACAGUCUGGAGGACAUGAAAAGCAGACUGGCGCGCAUGGUGGUGGGAACCAGCCGCUCUGGACAACCUGUCACGGCAGAGGAUCUGGGUGUGAGUGGUGCUCUGGCAGUGCUGAUGAAAGAUGCUAUUAAGCCCACUCUGAUGCAGACUCUUGAGGGUACGCCAGUGUUUGUCCAUGCUGGGCCCUUUGCCAAUAUUGCCCAUGGCAACUCCUCUGUGCUGGCAGACAAGUUGGCUUUGAAGUUGGUUGGACGGGACGGCUUUGUGGUGACUGAAGCAGGUUUCGGGGCUGACAUUGGGAUGGAGAAAUUCUUCAACAUUAAAUGUCGAGCUUCAGGUUUGAGGCCCAAUGUGGUGGUGCUGGUUGCAACUGUUCGAGCACUGAAGAUGCACGGUGGAGGCCCACACGUGUCAGCAGGUGCACCUCUUUCCCGAGAGUAUAUUGAUGAGAACCUGAGCCUGGUUGCAGGUGGUUGCCACAGCAAUCUGAGGAAGCAGAUCCAGAUCGCACACCUGUUUGGCGUACCAGUAGUAGUGGCACUAAAUGUUUUCAAGACGGACACACAGGCAGAGAUUGACCUCGUGUGUCAAAUAGCCAAGGAGUGUGGAGCGUCUGACGCCCUGCCCUGCAACCACUGGUCUGAGGGUGGGCGAGGUUGCUUGGAGUUGGCCCAGGCUGUGAAUGAGUCGGCCCACAGACCCACAAACUUCCAGUUUCUGUACAACACAGAGAUGCCCAUAGUGGAGAAGAUCCGAACAAUAGCCCAGAAGGUGUAUGGGGCUGACGACAUUGAACUGUCCCCAGAGGCCAAGAACAAGAUAGAUUACUACGAUCAACAAGGUUAUGGUUCACUGCCCAUCUGCAUGGCCAAGACCCACUUGUCCCUGUCCCACAUGCCUGACAAGAAGGGUGCACCCACCGGAUUUGUUUUGCCAAUCAGAGAUGUCCGUGCUAGCGUUGGUGCUGGCUUCAUCUACCCACUUGUGGGAACGAUGAGCACAAUGCCUGGCCUGCCCACCCGGCCCUGUUUCUACGACAUAGACCUCAACCCUGUCACAGAGGAAAUCACUGGUCUCUUCUGAGCAUGCUCAAUGAAGAUAUUCUCAUAGGGUCUCAGCUCUGUUCUCGCAUCAUCAGAUUCAACCAUCGCCUGCACUCUUUGACUUGACAUGGUGUGAUGUCUUUCUCUUCCCAGCAAGCCCAGCACUGCGCACAUUAAAGUUACAGAAGCCCGGCAUCCACAGCCAAAGGCUGAAACCUCCCAUGUAGUCUUUCACCUUUUAAGGGGAACUGUUAGCAGAUGUACAGCCAGUCAGCAUAGUAAAAAUGUUUGACUUAGAUCUGAGCGUCAUACCUCACAAGCUCAACAUAAACUGUCCAUAUUGUAACUGGACAGCUCAGGCUAGCAGGGCUAAACUGAAAAUGAUGCAUCAGCCAGAACAAACCAAAUUUCCUUUAGUUUUCAGGUUGAGACAACAUUUUCUGAAGGA